GCCCAAAUCCAUUGCCCUUCCUCGCCUCCCGCAGUCGAUCUCUCCGGCGACGGCAUGAUUUCUCCGGAGACGAGUCCGCCGAGGUCAUCCUCGCAGAGCCCUAGAUCUCCGCCAGCGGCGCCCUUCCUCUAUAUAUCCGUCACCGAACCCGUCAAGUUAGGCAAUGGCGUCCAGGCCUACAUCUCCUAUCGCGUUAUCACUAGGACAAAUCUUCCUGAAUUUCAAGGGCCAGAGAAAAUUGUCAUUCGCCGGUACAGUGAUUUUGUGUGGUUGCAUGAUAGACUAGCUGAAAAGUACAAAGGAAUAUUUAUUCCUCCCCUUCCAGAGAAGAGUGCUGUAGAGAAGUUCCGUUUCAGCACUGAGUUUAUUGAGAUGAGGCGUCAAGCACUGGAUAUAUUCAUAAAUCGAAUAGCUUCUCACCCUGAACUGAAGCAAAGCGAGGAUUUGAGGACCUUUCUGCAGGAAGAUGAAGAGACAAUGGAGAGAGCAAGGUCCCAGGAGACUGGUAUUUUCAAGAAGCCUGCGGAUUUGAUACAAAUUUUUAAGGAUGUGCAAACAAAAGUAAGCGAUGUGGUCCUUGGAAAGGAGAAACCAGUGGAAGAGACGGACCCUGAGUACGAGAAGCUAAAGCACUAUAUCUUUGGUCUUGAAGACCAUCUAGCAGAGACACAAAAACAGGCUUUUCGUCUUGUAAAGAGGCACAGAGAACUGGGACAGUCAUUGUCUGACUUUGGGAAGGCUAUGAAGCUCUUAGGUGCCUGCGAAGGAAAUUCUCUUGGAAAGGUUUUUUCAGAGCUUGGUGCAAAGUCAGAGUUGUUAUCGAUAAAGUUACAGAAGGAGGCUCACAACCUUUUAAUGAAUUUUGAAGAACCCUUAAAAGAUUAUGUGCGAGCUGUACAGUCUAUUAAGGUUACUUUUGCUGAUAGAGCUAAUGCUUUCAGACAGCACUGUGAGUUGGCUGAAACAACCAAGCUAAAGGAGAUCAACCUAGACAAAUUGAACCUUAUGCGCUCAGACAAGGUUAGAGAAGCCGAAAUGGAGUACAGGGAGCUGAAAUCAGAGAGUGAACAAGCAACCAGAAGAUUUGAGACAAUUGUUAGGUUGAUGAACGAAGAGAUAGUGCGGUUUCAAGAACAGAAGACUGCAGACAUGGGACUUGCCUUCCAUCAAUUUGCCAAGGGACAAGCAAAACUUGCUAAUGACAUAGCAGACGCAUGGCGCAGCGUCCUACCCAAGAUCGAAGCAUGCUCUGUUUCCUCACAACAUGGCUAGCUCAUGUUGUUCCACUUUGUGGUACUACGUGUUCGGUGGUUGGUACAAGGAAGAAUUUGAGAACUUGGAACAGUGUAAUAGCUCGUGUGUUACUAUUUUGACUGUGUUCUCUCUC
This is a messenger RNA of Musa acuminata subsp. malaccensis (wild Malaysian banana), 1387 nucleotides long. RefSeq names its product sorting nexin 1. Gene Ontology annotation, molecular function: phosphatidylinositol binding. Gene Ontology annotation, cellular component: endosome. The record is from RefSeq and is a predicted model, not a curated record. Lineage: Eukaryota; Viridiplantae; Streptophyta; Magnoliopsida; Zingiberales; Musaceae.